UCUUCACCAAUUGUUCUGUUAUUACUUAGGCAAAACCUAAACACAGAGAACAACCAUGACGGAAGCGGUGGCCGAUUCACGCAACAAUGCAUCGGUGCAAGCCACUAACGAUGACGCUUCAGCCAGUAAAUUGUCAUGUGUAAAAAAGGGAUACAUGAAAGAUGAUUAUAUUCAUUUAUUUGUGAGAAGGCCUCUGAGGAGAUCUCCAAUUAUUAAUCGUGGCUACUAUGCUCGUUGGGCUGCUUUUCGGAAACUUCUCUAUCAGUUUCUUGAUGUUGAUAAAAAGGCUGAUGGAGAUGCCCCAAUAAAGAAGCAGAUAUUAUCACUUGGAGCAGGCUUUGAUACAACAUAUUUUCAGUUGCAGGAUGAGGGGAAAGCGCCAUAUUUGUAUGUGGAAGUGGAUUUUAAGGAGGUAACUAGUAAAAAGGCAGCUCUUAUUGAGACUCACAGUCAAUUGAGGAAUAAACUUGGUGAAUUAGCAACCAUAUCAAGAGAGAAAGGAGAAGUUGUCAGUGCUCAUUAUAAACUAGUCCCUGCAGAUUUGCGUUAUGUACAACAAUUAAAUGAUAUUAUAUCUGUUGCUGGUAUGGAUCCAAGGUAUGUAUGGGGAGUCAGAUCUGUCUCUGCCUGUGUUCUGUCUGUCUGUUUCAAUUUCUCUCUCUCUCUCUCUUGUACAGAUGUAAGUUGUGAAAUUUGUUAUUAUUCCAAUGCAAUUGAUAAUUUAUUUGAAGAUAUCAGACCCUUCUAGGAAAAGAAUAAAAAACUCCUUAGAAUCUGAAAGUUUAAAUAAAUAAGGAUUACAAAGACUUAGCUGUACUGAUAUCUUAUCCUUUGCUUCUUCUGUACUUUUCUUUCUCGUCUCUAAUGAAUUUUGUCUCUUAUAUUGUUUUAAUAAAAGAUAAUGCUUCUGAUUUUAAUAUUUGGGCCACAGUAUUGUGGUUCAUUAACAGCUUAAAAUUAUACAACUUAAAAAAGUUCCUUAAUGCCUGUGCCAUUGAUAGAGUUAAUUUGUUUCUUAGAUAAAUUUCAGAGAGAAAAUGUUAAACUGGAAAUGAAGUUUUCAUUUUAUUCAACCCACUGAAAACAGAAUACAGAGGGAGCAUAGCUACCCUUAUUGGUACAGCUGUAAAAAGCUGAUUACAAAAAUAACAAACUAUGA
Messenger RNA from Cajanus cajan (pigeon pea), 1159 nucleotides. The record is from RefSeq and is a predicted model, not a curated record. NCBI's taxonomy places the organism in Eukaryota, Viridiplantae, Streptophyta, Magnoliopsida, Fabales, Fabaceae.